UAAAAAAUUAUGUCACAAACAAAAUAAACGCGGCGAAAAUCGAACGUUAAAGUUGUAUCGUCACAACAUCACGUAUGUAGGUGUAAAGUGAGACGAAAUAAUAAAUAAUUUCUUUUGUCAAAUGAAUGUAACAAUCAAAUAAGAAUUAGUUGAUCGGUUUUCCAUCGUUGUGGUUUUUUAAGGUUUUUCCAGUGGACAGUCUAAAUGUCAUAAUCUCUAACUAGAAGUCAUUCUGUGACGAUAUCCAAUCAUGAUCACACGGAUAUAUCUUCUUUUCGUUUUCUGGGUUGUCCAGAGAAGUCACGUAGCGUCGGCUAGGAGUCAGCUGUUCUCAGAAUAUGACACAAUUUCACCGCCUAUGAACCCACCUCCUGCCUUAAUUGAUUUUCAUGGUCCUAGUCGACACAAAACUGAUUAUGAUUUAUUUGGGUCACGCAGAUUAUACCAUAAUAACUUACAUGGUCCACAUAAGAAAGAUAGAGGUAAAUUAUGGAAUACUCCUGGUUAUGAAUCUACAAACUUGUUUCGACCAAAGGAAUAUGCGGAGCAAUUAAAUGUUCCCAUAUUAAAAGAGACACCAAACACGAAACAAGCAAUUAGACAUGAAGAUCUAGAUAAUUCUCACGAAGAUGGUCAUCAAAGAAAAUUAGAAGGUGAAAUCCAGUCUCGACUUGAAAAUGAUCCGCUAAAGAUAAAUUUGCUACCAGAAUCAACCACUACUACAGAGUCACCUGGCUUGAAAACAAAUAUUAUAAAAGAAAUCCCUUCAUACGAGAAAUAUGAAAUUUCUAAUACCCAAGAGCUUUCUAAUAACUUACAAAAUCAAGAGACAAAUUAUGAUACAGUCACUGAUUCAAUAUUGAUCCCUGAUGAAAUUGAUGAAUCAAAGUUGGAAACGGAUAAAAUAUCUAAAAAUGAAGAGAAUAUUGCUCAAUCAUUACCUAUUAAUGAAACAAUUGAUGAUAAUACCAAUCAUGCUAACAACAGAGACAUGGACAUGGUCCCUAUACAAAUAAUGAUACCGAUAUCAUCAUUGGCUAAUAUUUUACAAAAGUCAAAUGAAAGUAAGCUAUUAUUUUCAACAGAUAAUACAAAUGAUGAUAACAUUUUGUCUACAAUAAAUGAAAAUAAUCAAAACAUAUUAACAAUUUUAAGUCCAACGAAUAUUUCUGAUCAUGGAACUCCAUACACGAAAAUGUUUGUUAAUCUGCCUCAAAAUAUGCAGCAAGCAACUUUGUCACCUUCUAAUAUAAGUGCGAAUUUUGAAAAUCAAGGAUCCGUAAUGAUAACAGAUAUUCCUAACAUAGGUGAUAACCAAAAUAAUCAAAAUUAUCUAGAACGCCAGCCAGAGACACAAUCAAACCCUAUUGAUAAAAUUAGUACCACAUAUUCAAUAAAUGAUCAAUUUGGUGAUUAUCAAUACUCAACACAAAGUCCUCAAGAACAAUUGGAAAAUACUUUGGCACGCUCUAAUAAUGUGGCAAAUAAAAAUACAGAGGCUCACAUAUUAAAUAUACAACAGAAACCUUAUUUCAUACCUAUUAAUGCCAUACUCACAAGCAGUAAUCAGCAAGAGAAUACAAAUUCUGCAGGAAACCAACUAAAUAUACCAAGCGGUGGAAACGUUGGAUUUAACAAACAACAAAUGUUUUUAAAUGUUCCUACCAGUAAUGGAAUGGCUCAAUCAUUAUCUCAAAAUAUUGGCGUGCAGCAAACAGAUGGUAACAUUUAUAAUAGCAAACCAUUUGUGUUCCAAAAUCUUGGGCAACAAGCUAAUACAAACAGCCUUCCAGAAAAUAAUGGAUUAGCCACGAAUUUGAAUAACAAUAAUAUUCCCAAAAGUCUUGUUAACUAUCAAACUUCUGCAAACAAUUUUCCAAAUAAUGUAGGUGUUACUGAAGGAAAUAACGGUAAACCAAUGCUUCUGUAUGUACAGCAAGGAAAUCAGUAUGAUGUUGGAAAUAAUGCAAAUAAUCCAAACACGCAGCAGCAAUAUCUUUUGAUAAAUAUACCUAAAACCAGUAAUAUAAAUCCACCACAAGGCAGUGUGGUUUUGACUUCACCAAAUGGUAACAACGUUAACAGCCAAGGUACCAUUAUACCUGUUAAUACUGUUCUUGUAAACAGCAAUGGUGCUGACCUCCAAUCUAAUUUAUAUACUCGUAUCAAUAUACCUAAUACAUACACGAAUAAUCCUAAUGUGUACUUUAGCAAUGUUCCCGUGGAUUCGAAUGGCAGUUUUCAGUUACAAAGUCCUUACAACGUACCAUUAAAAAAGUAGUUUAAAUUUGAACACAAGAGAGAAGUUAAACAAUGUAAGAUUAAGAGAAAAUAAUUAUAAAUCAUUGUAUUCUAAUUGUGAUGAUUAUAAUUAAAUACAAUUAAUUAAUUAUUUAGAAUAUUAUUGAAUGAAUUAAAUUAUUUAAAGUA
Molecule: messenger RNA, 2430 nt
Organism: Galleria mellonella (greater wax moth)
Lineage: Eukaryota; Metazoa; Arthropoda; Insecta; Lepidoptera; Pyralidae
Exons: 2
Coding region: 251-2281 (676 amino acids)
Source: RefSeq, a predicted model, not a curated record